Odocoileus virginianus texanus is the source of this 2919-nucleotide messenger RNA. NCBI's taxonomy places the organism in Eukaryota, Metazoa, Chordata, Mammalia, Artiodactyla, Cervidae. The record is from RefSeq and is a predicted model, not a curated record.
GGGUGCUGAACGUCCGAGAAGCCGCGGUGCUUUCCGGGAACCGCGCGCCGGACCGACUGGACGGCUCCGGGAAGGGCGGGUUUCUUCCAGGUAUGGAUCAGUUGAAGCAGAUCAUCUCCUUAGGCCAGCUUAUCUACAACCAGUGUGGGGAGAUGCAAUACUGCCGGAAACAGUGCCGACGUCUAGGGGACCGCGUCCAGGGCCUGCUGCAGCCCCUGCAAAUGCUCCAGGACCACGGAGAGAGGAACCUGCCCUCCCAGAUCACCGCUGCGCUGAGCCGUUUCCAGGCUGCCCUAGAGGAAGCUAAGGAGCGGAUAGACAAGUUCAGCAAUAAGUCCAAUAUCCAGAAGUUUCUAACCGCGGGGCAUGACAGCAUAGUCUUUGGUGGGGUGAACCAGAGGCUGAGCAAUGUCUGGGAGGAGCUCUCUCUGCUGCUCCAGGUGGAUCAGUGGAGGCACACUUCAAGCCUCAGCCCAGGAGCGUCCUGGCAACAGGAAGAUCAACAGGAUGCAGAGGAGGACAGGAAAGCUCUCCAAGGACUGAGUGAGAAAGAAACUGUAAAAUCUUUAUUGAGGCAACUGGACAACAUGAAGGAAACCAUUGAAGCUGUGAGGAGCUGGAUGAGGUCGGAUUCACAGAAACCCAAGAAGGGGUUCCCACAAGAUCAAAUCAAGGAGAUUAAGAAGGAGGAGCUUCCAGAAGCCGAUUGGAUCCUACUAAAGGAAAAUGAAUCCAGCACACUUUAUGAAGGAAAAUACCACGAAUCUCCAGUGGCCAUAAAAGUAUUCAACAACUCCCAGGCCCAAGGCAUUGGAAUAGUGAGGCAUACUUUCAAUAAUGAAAUCAGAACCAUGAAGAAGUUUGAUUCCCCCAACAUCCUGCGCAUGUUUGGGAUUUGCAUUGAUGAAGCAGUGACACCCCCCCAGUUAUCCAUCGUCAUGGAGUACUGUGAGCUCGGGACCCUGAGGGAGCUGCUGGAUUGGGAAAAGGACCUCACCCUGGCCAAGCGCAUCAUCCUGACCCUGGGGGCAGCCAGAGGCUUGUACAGGCUGCACCAUUCGGAAACACCCUCAGAACUCCACAGGAACAUCAGCAGCACGAGCUUCCUGGUGACUAAAGACUACAGCGUGAAGCUUGCAGGAUUUGAGUUGAGCAAAACACAGACUUCCAUCAGCCGACAAACUGGGGGAAAAGAAGUGGAGAGAGUCAAUUCUGCUGCGUACAUCUCCCCUCAGAGAUUGGAAAAUGUGUAUAGUAAAUACGACAUAAAAGCUGAAAUAUACAGCUUUGGAAUUGUUCUCUGGGAGAUCGCCACUGGGAAGAGCCCAUUUGAAGGUUGUGAUUCCAAGAAGAUCUACCAGCUGGUGGCUGAGUCCCGGCACCGAGAGCCAGUGGGUGAAGAUUGCCCUUCACAGUUGCAGGAGAUCAUUGAUGAUUGCCGUGCCUAUGAACCCUCCAGGAGGCCCUCUGUUAAAGAAAUCUUAAAGAGACUGUCUCCCUUUUGUUAAACCAAGUAUUGAAACUGAAACUGUGUCCCUGAACAAGGAGCUGGAAGAACAGGAGUUGGGCAUCUUUUUCUCUCAAACCCUUCAGCAUGGAUUUAUUUAUGGAUACAGGGAGGCAGCACUUCUCUGUAACAAAUGGAAAACAGCUCCAGUAAUCCAUCCCACUCCCAAUGAUGCUGUCAAAAAUACACCUUUGAUAAUAACUCUGAUUGUUUUAAAAAAAAUGUGUCUCUCUCUCUCUGGAUCCAAAUGUCUUGGCAUUGAUGGCCCCUCCCAUCAAGAAGUCGAAUCUAGGGCUUCCCUGGUGGCUCAGUGCUAAAGAAUCCACCUGCCAAUGCAGGAGACAUGGGUUUGAUCCCUAGUCUGGGAAGAUCCCACAUGCCACAGAGCAUCUAAGCCUGUGCGCCACAACUAUUGAGCCUGUGCUCUAGAGCCUGGAAGCCACAACUACUGAGCCCAACUGCUAAAGCCCGCGCACCCUCGAGGCCGUGCUUUGCAACAAGAGAAGCCACUGCAAGGAGAAACCCGCUCACUGCAACGGAGAGAAGCCCCCAGUCGUUGCAACUAGAGAAAAGGCCUGCGCAGCAGUGAGGACCCAUCACAGCUAAAAAUAAAAAGAUAAACAAGAUUUUUUUUUUUAAAGUAGAAUCUACAUCCCCACCACUUGAACCUAGGCUGGUGUUGUAACUGGCUUUGACCAAUAGAAUGUCGAAGUGAUGGUGUUUUGGUUCCAAGGCCAGGCUUCAGGAGGCCUUACAAACUUCCACCCCGUCUCUUGGAGCCCUCCCCCGCCGGGAGCAAGCUGGGCAAGCAUGCUGGAGAAGGACAGACCACGCGCAGCCAAGACAGCCUGGCCCAGCCGAGGUCAUACUAGACCAGCCAGGCCAGCAGCUGUCACAGGGGUGAAUCCAGUUGAGACCAGAAGAACCACACAGAAGAAGCAGCCCAGACAGCCCAUUUACAAAAACGUGAGCUAGAUAAAUGACUCUGGUCUUAAGCCACUAAGUUCUGGGGUGAACUGUGACAUAGCAGUAAACACCUGGGCAAAUGCCGAUCCUUCCUCUUUCCCACUGAACUAAGUCCAGAAUCCCGCUUUGGAUCCCCAAGGCCUUUUAUCUCUGACGCCAACCUGAUCUCCAGUAUCCGGUCGCAGAGUGCUCCCACCAGAGACUGCAAACUCUAACACCUAUGAGGUCUAGUGGGAGCCUAAAAAGUGAGUUGAGCCUGAAGGAGAGACUUCAGGGAACCGCUGAGCUUUGUGCGGAAAGGCCAGCCUCUGCUCAGCUCCAGCCUAUUUUUAUCAGACAGGAACGGGACCCCAGUGUUUCCAGAGCCAUCCACUUUGUCACAUUUUUGGUAAAUUGUCCAUCUUUUUAAAGAUUGGCACUUCAUUAAAAAUUAUUUUUAUGCUGUA